This is a messenger RNA of Salvelinus sp. IW2-2015, 2819 nucleotides long. RefSeq names its product kelch-like protein 9. Gene Ontology annotation, cellular component: Cul3-RING ubiquitin ligase complex. Gene Ontology annotation, biological process: protein ubiquitination; regulation of cytokinesis. Lineage: Eukaryota; Metazoa; Chordata; Actinopteri; Salmoniformes; Salmonidae. Gene Ontology annotation, molecular function: cullin family protein binding; ubiquitin-protein transferase activity. The record is from RefSeq and is a predicted model, not a curated record.
CAAGAAAGAGAACUGACACAGGAAGUGGCUGAGCUCUCGGUUUGCUGUGAGAAACUGACUGUGCUGCUGUUUACCACGCUCUACAUAACGGUUCCACUUUGCAUCCAGCUGCUGCAGGAAGACAUUUAGUGAUCUGUAAAGCAUUAAACAGAUUGCUGUAUGUUGGUUAUGUGUGUAUGCCGGAAGAAGGCCGYCCGGUUAGGGAGAACCUGUUGAAAAUAAUAACUUCAAGGAACCUUUCACAGAGGGGCAGCAGGAAAUCCAGCAAGACACCAACAGAGAUGGGGGGCAGUGGAGAGGAGAAGGAGAGUGUGCAGGGGAGGUUUCACAGGAGACUGUCUCGUCUGGGGAGCAGAGGCUCUCUUAGAGAGCCACCCAGACCUCCACCACAGCCUGUCCAACCCUCAGCCACAUCUCCGCCCCCAGCCCCGGCCCCAGCCCCGGCCCCAGUCACGGCCACAGUUGACAGUCCCACUCCCCCAGCAGCGAAACCUCCAACCCCUACAGCCCCAGCCCCUAAACCCUUGGAGCUUCCCCCGAAACCCACUGAUAUAAGCCUGAAGCCAAGCCUCCCUCCAAGGCCUCUAACCAGGUGGUUCAGCAGCAAUGAGCAUGGCACCACAGUCCUACAGGGGUUUGAGUUGUUCCGUGGUGAUGAGACUCUCUGUGAUGUCAUCCUGGUGCCUGGGGACAGCAGUGACACCUUCCCCGUGCACAGAGUCAUUAUGGCCUCUGCCAGCGACUACUUCAAAGCCAUGUUCACUGGGGGUAUGAGAGAACAGGAUAUGAGGGAGAUUAAGCUCCAUAGUGUGAGUAAAACAGGUCUGAAGAACAUCAUAGAGUUCAUCUACACAUCCCGGCUGAGUCUGAGCAUGGCCAACCUGCAGGACACUCUGGAGGCUGCCAACUUCCUCCAGGUCCUCCCCGUCCUCGGCUUCUGCAACAAGCUGCUCAGCACUGAGAUCACCAUUGAUAACUGUGUGGAGGUGGAGCGCAUCGCCGGGGACCUGCUCCUGGAGGAUGUACAGGCCCACAUUGGGAAGUUUGUAUGUCAGAACCUGUCAGCGCUGCUACAGUCUGGCCGCUACCUGAAGCUCUCUCAGCCCAGCCUGGCCAAUGCCCUGGCCAGUGACAGCCUCAAGGGCUUCUCUGAGAUGGAGCUGUACCGCAUCGCCCGCUCCUGGCUGGACCACGACCCCCCCACCCGCCGCUCUGCCGCCUACUCCCUGAUGCGCCAGGUCCGCUUCCCCCUCAUGACCCCCACUGAGCUGCUCGAGAUCUCCCAGGAGGAUGAGGGACGCGAUGACGGCGGAGCGGCCAUGAUGCGCUCGGACACGGCCUGCGUCAACCUCCUGCUAGAGGCCAGCAACUACCAGAUGAUGCCCUUCCUCCAGCCUUCCUUACAGACGGAGCGCACACGCAUCCGGUCGGACGCCAAACACCUGCUGGCGCUGGGCGGGGUGAUGAGGCAGCAGCUGGUGGUGAGCAGGGAGCUGAGACUGUAUGAUGAGGAGAUCGGCCAUUGGAGGGCGCUGAGGCCUAUGGAGGUUCCCCGCUACCAGCACGGCGUGGCCCUGCUCGGGGGCUUUCUCUAUAUCGUAGGCGGCCAGAGCACCUACGACACCAAGGGCAAGACGGCGGUGGACAGCGCCUACCUCUACGACCCGCGCUUCGACCGGUGGCUGCAGGUGGCCUCGCUCAACGAGAAGAGAACCUUCUUCCACCUGAGCACCCUGAAAGGGAAGCUGUAUGCUGUUGGGGGCCGGAACGCCUCAGGAGAGAUCGACACCGUGGAGUGCUACAACCUCAGAAGGAACGAGUGGACAUUCGUGUCGCCCAUGGUCGACCCCCACUACGGGCAUGCUGGGACAGUCCAUGGUGACCUGAUGUAUGUCUCAGGCGGAAUCACACGGGACACGUUCCAGAAGGAGCUGUUGUGUUAUGACCCUGAGACUGACGCAUGGAGUCGCCGUGCCGACAUGAUGGAACUGCGUGGCCUACACUGCAUGUGCACAGUGGGCGACCGGCUCUAUGUGAUGGGAGGGAACCACUUCCGGGGCAGCAGCGACUAUGAUGACGUACUUAAUUGUGAAUUCUACAGCCCUGAGGUGGACCAGUGGACGGUGGUGGCGGCCAUGCCACGGGGCCAGAGUGAUGUAGGGGUGGCCGUGCUCCAGGGCCAGAUCUACGUGGUUGGGGGCUACUCCUGGAACAGCCGCUGCAUGGUGGACAUCGUGCAGCGCUACGACCCAGAGAAGGACGAGUGGGACCGGGUGUUCAACGUGCUGGAACCCCUGGGCGGCAUCCGGGCCUGCACCAUGACCGUGCAUCUGCCUGAGGGUGCCGUGGACGACGGCCAAAUGCAGGAGUGCCCGCUGGACACUGCCAAGAACUGAAAGCUGAGAUCAAGAACAUAUAGAUUUAGCUUCUCUGUGUUUGUGAUGCUGGAAAAUGUGACUUUUUUGUGGGAGAAGUGGAAAAUGUGCAGUAGAAUUUCUCAAAUAGAUCCCACAAGGGGUUGGAACCGGUUCAGGAAACACAACAGAAAACCGGAAAAUAACAAAACAUUUAAAAGAACAGAAAUGGAACCGGGAACGAAAGUGAUCCAUACUGUUCCGGAACUGAACCGUUAUUUUUUAAGGCAUGGCAACCGGUUAAUAACGUUAUUUWACUUUCCUGGCAUUUUUUUCUUGUCCCACAAAAAAAUGCAACAAAGUGUCUAUGCAAAGCCCUCACUCUGUCACUAAGAAACAUAUUCCAGUGUCUCCCUGCAAGAUAAAUCUUUGCCUGUGAUUUUGAGUGUUUAGGCUACCUGCCCC